AUGACGUCCGAACAUUAUUACCACCAUCAACAUCAACAACAACAACAACAACAGAAUCCUAAUUGUGAUUAUGAUUAUCUCAUCAAAUUUAUGGCUCUAGGCGAUUCGGGUGUUGGUAAAACUAGCUUCUUUUAUCAAUUUACUGAUGGAACUUUUAAUCAAAAAUUUAUCUCUACAGUUGGUAUCGAUUUUCGUGAGAAAAGAAUUAUUUAUCGUUCAACGCAUAGCCGAUCAAUGGGUCGUACGCAAAGAGUUCAGCUACAAUUAUGGGAUACAGCUGGCCAGGAAAGAUUCCGUUCAUUAACAACAGCCUUUUUUCGUGGCGCAAUGGGUUUUCUUAUUUUAUUCGAUUUAACAAAUGAAACGUCAUUUAUAAAUAUACGUGAUUGGUUAGAACAGCUUAAAACACAUAGCAAUUAUGAGAAUCCUGAAAUAGUAUUAUGUGGUAAUAAAGUUGAUCUUUAUGAUCGUCGUGUGAUAACACCGGAACGUGCACGUAAAGAAGCAGAAAAAUAUGGAUUUCCUUAUUUUGAAACAAGUGCAGCAACAGGACAAAAUGUAUCAAAAGCUAUUGAUACAUUACUAGAUAUGGUAAUGAAUCGUAUGCAAACAUCAAUUGAACAAUUGGCCUUCAAUCAUCAAACAAAUGAUAAACGAAUGAUCUUGAAUAAUAAUAAUAAUAAUAAUGCUGUUGAUAAUACGAAUAACAUAUUAAAAUUGGAUCAACUACAAUCCAAUAAUAAUAGUGAUAUUGGUGGCUAUGCCAAUUAUGGCUAUAAUUAUAUAUCUUCCAAUUGUAGUGGUUGCUAGCAUUUGGCCAAAUUGAAUAUCUUUUUUUUUGAAAACAAUGGUGUUCAUAUUCAUCAGUCCAUCAACAGCCAAACAAAAGUCAUAAUAAAUUCUUCUCAUAAGAAUGAAAGACAUACGCACACACAUGGGACAUAUUUCAUUCAUCCAUUCAAAUGAUAAUGAGCUUCUUCAAAGGUUAUGAACAAAAA
Molecule: messenger RNA, 998 nt
Organism: Dermatophagoides farinae (American house dust mite)
Lineage: Eukaryota; Metazoa; Arthropoda; Arachnida; Sarcoptiformes; Pyroglyphidae
Source: RefSeq, a predicted model, not a curated record